AUGGCUCAUGUAAUAAAAAGAAUGUACAGUCAGAAAGUCUUUAUGUUGAUAAAGAUCAAUUUGGAGAAGGCCUAUGACAAAUUGAAUUGGAAUUUUGUUACUCAAUGUCUUCGGGAUUAUAAGUUUCCUGAUGAGUUAAUUAAUUUAAUUCAUCAUUGUAUUUCUACUUCUUCUUUCAAAAAUUUAUGGAAUGGCGACAAGCUUGGUAGCUUUGUCCCGUCUAGAGGUAUUCGACAAGGUGACCCCCUUUCUCCUUAUCAUUUUGUUAUUUGUAUGGAUUGUUUGUCGCAUAUUACCGUUGACCAUGUUGCAGAGACUACUAUAGAGAAAGCUUACUGCAUCACACAUUGCUUGGAUCGAUUCUGUCAAGCCUCAAGCCAAAAGAUCAAUGUUGAAAAUACUCAAAAAAAUUCUCAGAUAAUGCAGAUCUUCAGCUUCGACAUAAGACUAUGCAACAUACAGGGUCAGAGAAGCUCCAUAUUUGGGAAAGUAUCUUGGGGCAACCAGUACACAUGA
Cicer arietinum (chickpea) is the source of this 516-nucleotide messenger RNA. Lineage: Eukaryota; Viridiplantae; Streptophyta; Magnoliopsida; Fabales; Fabaceae. The record is from RefSeq and is a predicted model, not a curated record.